Messenger RNA from Bipolaris oryzae ATCC 44560, 1449 nucleotides. RefSeq lists its product as uncharacterized. Bases 1 to 1449 code for a protein of 482 amino acids. Lineage: Eukaryota; Fungi; Ascomycota; Dothideomycetes; Pleosporales; Pleosporaceae. The record is from RefSeq and is a predicted model, not a curated record. The transcript is spliced from 3 exons.
AUGUCGUUUGGGUUUUCAAUUGGGAACAUUAUACUCCUUAGUCAACUAGCGUAUAGUCUCUACUCAAGCAUCAGCUCUGGAAGGAAGGCAGCUUCGCGCGAUCUCAAAGAACUCGAGGACGUACUUUUCAGCCUAAAAUGUGCCUUGGACCAUCUAGGAGAAGCUUCCAAGGAUGUGCUUGCACGACCAGAUCGGCAUGGAAGAACAUAUUUCAAAGAGAAACUAGAUGCGAUGAUAAACGCCUGCGCGUCUACUCUAAAAGAACUAGAAGCCAUGACGGAGAAGUACCGUUCGGUUGAGACCGCGGCUGUAGAGAACGCAGCGACUAACAAAGGCAAAGCGAAGUUGCGCACGCUAGACGACAUGAAGAAAAGCAUCCAAGUCAACUGGCAUAGGGUGCGGUGGGACUAUGAAAAACAGUCGCUGCAACAAUACCGUGAGAAGUUGGAGUCACAUACUGAUGCGAUCAACCUCAUACUGACUUCUAUGAUCUGGGCAAACUCUACCCUCGCAGACGAGAAAAGCACAAAGAGCCAUGAGAAGACACAUGGGUUGUUAGAGCAAGUGCUGAAAAAGUCAGAAGCAGACGACUCAGUCCGAAGCAUAGUUGAGGAUAUCCGCAACAUGCUCACACAGGCCGAUCUGGGUGCGAGAAAGGCUCCUGAAACUCCAACAGCCCCAUUGGUACUACCGAGUGACUCGACAUUUAUCGCUGCAUGUUCACAUAGUCCUUCACCAGUUACAAAAGGUAGUGGAUUUGCCGAGAGUUAUACACGACGUUCUGCUUCAGUCAACAUGGAUCUGAACCCAGCCCUGCCAAUUAGACCACCCCACAGGCAUAUGAAAAGGGUGGUGUUCCCAGCUGGAGCUGCGGAGACGCCAUCCCAGAAUCAUCAACAUACACUGGAGGUUCAAAACGAGCUAUCGAGUGCUGUAGGCCGGAUAGACUUAUCUCCAGAGACCAUUGAUCUCAACGCCAGGCGCCGUGCUUUUGGUGAAGACGAGUACGAGGCCUUCAGGCAGCGCCACCCUACAGAGGAAAAAGCUCGAAAGCCAUCAUUCUUGACACCCGCGACUCCGACUAUGAAAGAUCUCUAUGACGGCAUACUGUACCUCUUCGGAUCCCUACCAGAGGGCAAACAGAAGACAGACGAGCUGAAGUUUGAAACUGAGCGCUGGAUACAGGGGCUAUCUCUUCUAGUCAAGAAUACCACGCCUGAUGCAAAGUCUGAUAAUGGAUUUCUCCAUUUGCUACAGACGCUAAACAGAACUGUAGAGGGCAGUGCCAAAUCAGUGCGAGGGCUCUUCUACGAGGUCUCAGGCUCUGCGGGCUUGCUGGAUGCUUUGGAUCAGGUAUCAGCGACAUCGAAGAGCGUUAGAGUGAUGAAGGAGAUUGAAGACUUUCAAGAUGCCAAAGAAGAGUGGGAAGACGAUCAUGGUGGUAAUUGA